AUGCUCAAGAAGCGCGCGCAGUUCGAGCUCGUGUCGGGCGAGGGCCGCGACUACAAGAAGCUGCGCACCGUCAAGUGCCCCGAGGUGGACUCGGCGCUGGCCAACUGGUUCCUCUACUACCAGGCCAGGCGCUUCAAGCUGCCGGGCGACCUGGUGCGCCACAAGGCGCGCGUGUUCUACGAGCUGCUGGCCCCGCAGCUGCCCGAGAGCGUCACGAGCGCGCCACCGCAGUUCUCCAAUGGCUGGAUGCACUCCUUCAUGGGCAGACACGGCUUCUCGCUCGGAGGAGGCAAAGGCAGCAAAGGGGGCAGAGCACCGCGCACGUCGGUGAUCUCCACCCCGGACCAUAUCAAGACGGCGGUCAUGGGCGUGCCUCCGGAGAACGUCUACUGGCUGCACGAGACGCGGCUGUUCUACGCUAUGAGCCCCGACAGGCAGGCGCUGCCCACGGGCCACCACCCGGAGAAGAAGCUGACCAUGCUGUUGGCAGUUAAUGCCGACGGGAGUGACAGAAUCAACCCGUUCUUCGUCGGCCCACACCCGCUACCUGCAGAUGUCAAUGUGAAUGCGGAGGACCGACAGUACCAGUUCGCCUGCAACCACAAGGCCUGGGUGCCGCCCACGAUGCUCCGCGACUGGCUCAUGGCGCUGGAUUGGCGCAUGCGUGUGACUAACCGCAAGAUCGUGCUCAUUGUGGACUCGAUAGCUGCUAUGAGUGUGCAGAAGGCGUCGAUGUCGAAUGUCAAAAUGCACUUUGUGGAGCGGAACCACGCGGGAGAGCUCUGUGUGCGCGCUCUAGAGAUGGGGAUCGUGGCGGGGGUGAAGCGUCGGUACCGCCAUCAGCUCUUGGACUAUGCGCUGGAUCGACGCGAGGAAGGCCAGCUCGAUAUCUAUGAUGUUCCGUUGCAGCAAGUGGUGGAGUGGGUGACGCAUGGAUGGCAACAGAUCCCGCGG
Messenger RNA from Phytophthora sojae, 954 nucleotides. RefSeq lists its product as hypothetical. Gene Ontology annotation, cellular component: nucleus. The annotation marks the transcript as partial. Gene Ontology annotation, molecular function: DNA binding. NCBI's taxonomy places the organism in Eukaryota, Oomycota, Peronosporomycetes, Peronosporales, Peronosporaceae. The record is from RefSeq and is a predicted model, not a curated record. The transcript has 2 exons.